UUGUUUAUCAAACAACACGAGAGUUUCGCCUCUUGGUAUCUAUACUCUUUCAUACCCUCUUCCGGUUCUGAUCGGGCAACACUGCAUGCUUGUCACUACGCGUGUGUGGACAUACAGAAACUGGACUGCAGCACGAGUAAACAUGGAUUGGAAUGACAUUCUAUAUUACAUAUGACAUUACGGUAGCAUUUCGUCAUUAGAUGUAUAAGUUACAUUGAGAUUUGUUCGGAUAUCCUGAACUUCUAACGACCAUCAAGAUAUCGCGUUUAUAUCCGCACACCCUAUUAAAUAUCAUAAAGCAUUUAUGCCUGCAGCUGAAGCCUGAUAAAAAUCAUCACUAAAGAAACAUCUGAUCUGAUCGGACUUCAUCAUGUUGAUUCCUGCAAGGACUGUGAACAUUGAGAUGGGGAAAAGUCCGUUGCUGUCUGUUCAGCCCAGUCGAGGUCUGGUGGACGAGAGGUUUCAGAUUGUCAUAGAGAAUUUAUUGCCAAACCAGGCGGUAACGCUGCACUCUUUACAUCAAUCUGAGGACAAGGACUUCUGGGAGGCGUUUGGACAUUACAUCAGUGAUGAACAUGGAACAUUGACAGUGGCCCAAGAUGAAUGUUUGGGGGGGACUUAUGAAGGGACAGAGCCGAUGGGUUUGCUUUGGAGCAUGAGACCUGUACCGGGAAGUCGAAGUGGACUCAGGUUACGCAAGAGGGAUGUACUUUCCCCGAUGGUAGUUCAGAUUUCAGUAUAUAGCGGUCAUUUGUCUGAAGGCUUCAGCAAGCAAACAGCGUUGGCAACCAGUGUCACAGAGCGCUGGUACAUGGCACCAGGUGUGCAUAGGGUGGAUGUCAAAGAAAAAGGAGUACGAGGAACAUUAUUCCUUCCUCCAGGACCAGGACCUUACCCAGGAGUGCUGGACUUGUGGGGAGGAGGUGGUGGUUUAGUUGAGUAUCGCUCAGCUCUGCUUGCAUCUCAUGGCUUUGCCUCACUGGCACUAGAGUACUUGGCUCCCAACGAGCUGAGCACCGCAGAUGUUGACUUCUCAUACUUUGAGAAAGCAUAUCAAGUCCUGCAGAAUCAUCCAAAGGUACAAAGAGACCGACUGGCUAUGUUUGGACUAUCAUUUGGAGCUGCAGUCACACUCAGUAUGGCGGCCUACUCGAAAAUCAUCAAGCCCCAGUGCUGUAUAUGUAUCAGUGGAAGUCAUGGGAUUCCUGUCGAUAAAUCUCUGUUUGAAAUAUUUGAGGAGUUAAAAAAGAAUGUAUUUAAGAUACGUGUGAAUGAGGAUAACCAGGUAAUCUACAGAGACUUAAUCUUACCGAUUCCCUCAGACAUGACUCUCAAAGUAGACGUUGGGAGAAUAAAGUGUCCACUUCUGUUGGUGAACGCUGGUGAUGAUCAGAACUGGCCUUCGGUUGAAUCUGCUGAAGAUAUGAAAGAGAUGAUGACAAAAGCAGGAAAUCUUCACUUGUUGGAAGUCCAGACAUAUCCUGGUGCGGGUCAUCUGAUUGAACCUCCUUACACACCUCACUUCCGUGCCAGUAACUUCAUCUCUCAAGGCACUGAGAAAAUUGUCAUGCUGUGGGGUGGACAGACGAAACCGCAUGCAGACGCACAAGAGGAUGCAUGGAAAAGAAUUUUAGCAUUUUUGCGUCAACACCUCUAUUCCAGCAUAAAUCAUGCAGUUAAAGCCAGACUUUAGUUGUGUCAUUAAAACACAAACAGAUGUCUCUAAAUGAACAUAUUCAUGUUAAUUGUGAUUUUCAGAACUAUGAUUUUAAGAAAAUAUGUUAUUAUUAGGGCUCUCAAAAUCAACACAUCAAUGCACACGACAAGCACUUAUCUUUUACUGCCGUUAAUGCAUUUUUAUAUAUUUAUAGAGGUAAUUGGAAUUGAUUUAAGCAUUGUGCACACACACAAAGAAUAUGUAUAGCAUAUUGCAGGACACAUUUCUGAGUAAAUAGUAAAAGAAAUUUAAUGCAGAUGGAUUAUGAAACUUAGACAGUCAUUUGCAGUCUUUGCAUGAUGAAAUUGCAUUAUAAUUGAAGCUCAACAAGCAAUUUAAUAUGUUUAAAAAAACAUUGGUCAGAAAAAAAUGAAUGCAGACAUACAGUAUGAAGGUACAUCCAUAAACUGUGGUGAAAGGCAGUGUUUACUUUGCAUUUCCUGCAGUAAGUGACAGUGUAUUGAUUUUGUUUGACAAAUACAGUGUCUGUCUGUAUUUCUGUUUUUACUUCGUAAUAAUUAUGUGUAACUGUGAGUUACAGUAAUAACACUAAUGAAAGAAGGCUGUGUAAGGUCCCUUGAGGCACAAAAUCUGUAUGAUGCAAAAAAUUAAGAAGAGGUAUUUUGAAACAUAGUGCCAAUGUAAUAAUUAAAUCUUAUUUGUCACUUUUUA
This is a messenger RNA of Triplophysa rosa, 2389 nucleotides long. Its product is annotated as peroxisomal succinyl-coenzyme A thioesterase-like. The transcript has 13 exons. NCBI's taxonomy places the organism in Eukaryota, Metazoa, Chordata, Actinopteri, Cypriniformes, Nemacheilidae. Gene Ontology annotation, biological process: acyl-CoA metabolic process; fatty acid metabolic process. Gene Ontology annotation, molecular function: fatty acyl-CoA hydrolase activity. The coding region runs from base 371 to 1693 and encodes 440 amino acids. The record is from RefSeq and is a predicted model, not a curated record.